ACACAGGGAAAGAUCUCACGCUGCGAUACUCUCAAAAGUCAAUUUCCAUGAGGCUGUACGCACUCGUCUGGGCCUCAAUCGCCGUUGUCUUGGCCGUCGUAUUUAGAGCAUGGUGGAUACCGUCGCCGUCAUCGCCGGUUGCGGACUUGGUGUUGAGGAAUGCGGUGAUAUUCACGAGCGAUGACUCUCUCCCUUUUGCCGACUCCAUGGCGGUUCGAAACGGCAGGAUUCUUCGCAUUGGCAACCAUUCCUUCGUUAAGGAAGUGGCAGGAUAUGGGACUAAACACUUGCAUCUCGGAGGAAAGGUUGUGGUUCCUGGAUUUGUAGAUUCCCAUGUGCACUUGAUUUUUGGUGGACUCCAGAGCAUGCGGGUGGACCUGCGGGGUGUAAAUCGGCAAGAUGAGUUUGCGAGAAGGGUCAAGGAAGCAGCGAUUAAUGCAAAAGAAGGUUCUUGGAUUUUGGGCGGUGGAUGGAAUAAUGAUCUAUGGGGAGGAGAGUUGCCAGUGGCGUCUUGGGUCGAUCAUAUUACACCUUACAAUCCUGUUUGGUUGUCAAGGAUGGAUGGUCAUAUGGGCUUGGCUAAUUCAGUGGCGCUAAAGUUGUCUGGAAUUAGUAAUCUAUCAGAAGAUCCUGAAGGUGGAACUAUCAUGAGAACUGCAGGUGGAGAGCCUACUGGAUUGCUGAUUGAUUCUGCUAUGAAACUUCUCCUACCUUGGAUUCCCGAGGUCUCUGUAAAUGAAAGGAGGGAAGCUUUCCAUAGAGCAAGCAAUCUUGCCUUGAUGAGGGGUGUGACAACAGUUGUUGAUUUUGGGAGAUAUUUUCCUGGGGUGUCACCGGAGCUUUCUUGGGAAGAUUUUGCAGAUGUAUAUCAAUGGGCUGAUGCUACUGGGAAGAUGAUGAUCAGGGUUUGCUUAUUUUUCCCAUUGGAAACAUGGACACGUCUUCUUGAUCUAAUUGGAAAAAUGGGCCGCAUCAUAAGCCAGUGGAUUUACUUGGGUGGUGUAAAGGCUUUUGCUGAUGGGUCUGUAGGUUCUAAUAGCGCACUGUUUUAUGAGCCGUAUGUUGAUGAGCCUCACAAUUAUGGCCUGCAAGUGACAGCAAUCGAAACUCUUUUCAACAUGACUCUAUCAUCAGAUAAAUCAGGCCUACAGGUCUUUCCUUUUCUUGCAAAAACCACCAUAUAUGUAUUUGUAGUAAUUGGCUUUACCUUCUUUCAGGUUGCUAUUCAUGCUAUAGGUGAUAGGGCAAACGACUUGAUCCUGGAUAUGUAUGAGUUAGUUGUUUCUACAAAUGGAAUGAGGGAUCGAAGAUUUAGGAUUGAGCAUGCCCAGCAUUUGGCACCUGGGGCUACUGCUCGAUUUGGUCGACUAGGGAUUGUUGCUUCAGCACAGCCAGACCACUUGUUAGAUGAUGCCGAUUCUGCUACAAGAAAACUUGGUAUAGACAGGGCUCAAAAGGGAUCUUAUCUGUUCCGGUCACUUUUAGCCAGCAAUGUGCAGUUGGCAUUUGGUUCUGACUGGCCUGUUGUAGAUAUUAAUCCUUUAGGUGGGGUCAGAACAGCUAUGAAGAGAAUACCUCCUGCUUGGAAUGAUGCUUGGAUUCCAUCAGAGUGCCUUACACUGAAUGAUGCAUUAAAGGCGUACACAAUUUCAGCUGCUCGUGCAUGCUUUCUUGACAAGGAGUUGGGAUCUUUAUCUCCUGGGAAACUCGCAGAUUUUGUCAUACUAUCUACUGAUUCGUGGGAUCACUUCGCUGCAGAAGGGUCUGCAUCUGUUGAGGCAACGUAUGUUGCUGGGCUACAGGUGUAUCCUUAGGUUGGAAAAGGACCGAUUCAUUGCUUUCCGGCCACUUCUAGUCCACAUGAAUUGCCGCACAGGUACACUCUGGUUGUCGAUUUUCAAGAUACAACAAGAAUUGACGCCUAGUUUUUUUCCGGAGACAUGCACCUCAUCUUGUAUCUUCAAUUGUGAUAUAAUGUGAACUUGCUUGACUAGAAAAAAGAGUAAACUCUAUAUUUCUAGCAAAAACAAUACCAGACUUUAUUACUUAAGGUUCAAAGA
Messenger RNA from Juglans microcarpa x Juglans regia, 2060 nucleotides. RefSeq names its product protein LONG AFTER FAR-RED 3. Lineage: Eukaryota; Viridiplantae; Streptophyta; Magnoliopsida; Fagales; Juglandaceae. Gene Ontology annotation, molecular function: hydrolase activity, acting on carbon-nitrogen (but not peptide) bonds. The transcript has 13 exons. The record is from RefSeq and is a predicted model, not a curated record. Bases 48 to 1814 code for a protein of 588 amino acids.